This is a messenger RNA of Cicer arietinum (chickpea), 1817 nucleotides long. RefSeq lists its product as uncharacterized. The record is from RefSeq and is a predicted model, not a curated record. Lineage: Eukaryota; Viridiplantae; Streptophyta; Magnoliopsida; Fabales; Fabaceae. Gene Ontology annotation, molecular function: zinc ion binding.
UUGUAUUAUAAUCCUUUGCUUUCUUCACUAACGUAUGUCUUCAAAUCAUUCAAUUGCACUCAUUCUCCUUCUCUCCAUUUUUUUACUGUUUUUCACAGUUCCUUUCUUCACCUAACCCCUCUCCUAUGUUUUCUUAAUCAAAUUAAUUAAUAUUUUCUUCCACAAGCUCCAUUGAAGCUUAAACCACGCAGGUUUUACCUGGCGUCGGUUGGAUUCAACCAUACCCACAUAGUUUUAACUUGUUUGGAGAAUUUUGUGUUUUCAUUUUAACAUUAAUAUUUUCAAUUUUUAACCAUUUGGAGAUUCAUUUCAUCAGUAUCAUAGCUGACAUGACAUCCUAAGUUUUAACUUUUUCUUCUUCUCGCAUUUUAAACUUUGUAAUAUUUAUCUGAGAUUUUGUCUCAAAAUCAACAAGUGGGGUUAUUGAAUUAUAUCAUUUUUUAUUUUCAAUUUUCAUUUGUUCACAUUAUAUAGUUCUCUGUAAUUAUUAAAAAAAGUUUAUUUAUUUUUUCUUAAUUCUUUAGUGGGUUUUGUACUGUGGCAUGUAUGUGUGGUUAGGAGUUUCUUUAAGGUUUGAGAGUUGAAAAAAAUUGCAAUGGGUCGAGAUGGGGGCAAAGGUAGUGUUGAGGUAUUUGAUUCUGUUCAUGAAGUGAUGAAUGAGAAUUUAAGUGAUUUCGUUGAAGGGGUUGGAGAAGUUGGAACUUCAAGAGAGAUGGGUAAGGAUUCAAUCAAUUUAGGAUCCAAUAAGGAGUUAAAGGAGGAGUGUGAGGAAGUUAAGGAUCAAGAAAAGUGUGACGAAGAAAAUAUAUGUGAUGUAUUGCAUGAGGUUGAUCAAGGAACUAGUUAUAGUUCAAGCAGUUUGGUUAAUGAGGAAGUGGUUGAGACGGUGGUUGUAAUAGAGUCUGUUCUGAGCGAGUAUAUCAAUGGAGAGGAUAGGAAAUUGGAAGAAAAAGUUGAUGAAUCAGGAGGGCUUAGCUUGGUUUCCAUGAAAGAACCAAAAGGGGUGUCUGAAACUGAUAAUGAUUCAUGUGUGAUUGAUAUGAAGUGCAGCAGCCACAAAGGGUUUUACGAGAAUUCACAAGGUGAAAGGAUUUGUAGGAUUUGUCAACUGACUUCUGUGCAGGCGUCCGAUGCAACAACAGUCGGAAAUGCUAGUGAUACAAGUGGAGAUUUUAUUCAACUUGGUUGUGCGUGUAAAGACGAGCUUGGCAUUGCACACGUUCAUUGUGCUGAGAUGUGGUUUAAGCUCAAGGGAAACAGAUUAUGCGAAAUAUGUGGUGAGACUGCAAAAAAUGUUUCGAGUGUUGCUAAUACUGGAUUUAUGGAAGAGUGGAAUGAUAGAAGAUUCAUGGACAACAACAUUAACUCACCCCCCAGGUUUGGUGGAUGGUGGCGACGACAGCCGUUUUGUAAUUUCUUGAUGGUGUGCCUGGUAAUAGCUUUUGUUCUGCCAUGGUUUUUUCGUGUAAAUAUGUUCUAGCUUGGGAAUCAAACACUAUAAUUCUUCCCUUUUCAAUUCUUCAUAUACCUAGCUACUAAUAUAUUGAGUGAAUGAGUGGUUCUUGGCAUAAACAGAGUGACACAUCAUAAAGUUUUAGUGGGAAUAUAGGGUGAUAAUUCUUCUCAGGGUGUGUGCCCUGAAGAUGUGAAGUUUGCUUCCAUUUUUUGGAAUAUGUGUAUAUGUUGGUCUAAGGUAAAUAUUGUAUCUGGUUUUUUAUUUUGAAAAAACAAAUAGAUAACAUAUUUUAAAUUUGGUGGAGUUAGAUCUUACCUGUGAAUUUUCAAAUUACAAUGCAAAUAGUAUAGUUUGGUUUUAA